This is a messenger RNA of Elaeis guineensis (African oil palm), 2046 nucleotides long. Lineage: Eukaryota; Viridiplantae; Streptophyta; Magnoliopsida; Arecales; Arecaceae. The record is from RefSeq and is a predicted model, not a curated record.
AUCCAUGUAAGAACUUCUUCAUGACUGGAUAGCUUUUUUACCUUCUUUUCCUCGCUUUUCGUGGCAUCUAAAAAUGAAAAAUCUGACAGUAGGUUCAACAAACCUGGGCUAUUGUGGAGUCAUCUGAAACUGCUUGGUUGUUGGGAAACUUAUUUCCUUUGUUUUUUUCCCUCAAAAAAGGCUUAGUUUCUUUGUUCUUAUGAUAUUAGAUAUUUGGUUUCCUUUUGUGGGUUCCCUUCAUCAGAUAAGCAUGGUAGAUUUAGUCUAUAAAUCUGUAUGGAUUUUGUAAAAAUAAACAUGUAAAAUAAACAGGAAGUUGUUUGGGUGCUAGGUUUCUCUUUAUCUAAAUUGGGCAUAGACUGGAAUGUGGAAAUAGAAACCGGAAAGGUCAAUCGAACUUUUCAGUAAAAGGGUAAAGAGAGAUUUCCAAUUUCAAAAGCUAUAUUAGGUUGAAUUUUUGUUUUAUGUUGGACCAAACAAGGAGGAUGGUAUAGAAAGGAGGAGGAAAAAUUGCUUGUAUCCGUUAUUUUGUAUUCUAGGUUUUGGGAAGUCCUCAAAUAUGCGACGUGUUCGAGUCUCAUCCCACCAGUCCCCGGUGCAGAAGCUAGGUGAUUCCCAGAUGAAACUAACCCCCAAAUUUAGAUUGGCCAUCACCCCACCACCUUCCUCAUUUCCAUCAUCUUCUGCAUCAUUAGAAUCGGACUCAUCACAAGAAUUGGGGCCCCUCAUACCUGGCCUCCCUGAUGAUAUUGCGCUCAAUUGCCUCCUCCGGCUGCCUGUCAAGGCCCACUCAGCCUGCCGAUUGGUCUGCCGGCAGUGGCAUCGCCUGCUGGGCAACAAGGAAUGCUUCUUUAGCCAGAGGAAGGCUCUUGGCUUCCGCACCCCUUGGUUGUUCACUUUAGCCUUCCACAGAUGCACUGGGAAAAUCCAGUGGCAAGUACUGGACCUGACUCACUUCUCUUGGCACACCAUUCCAGCCAUGCCCUGCAAGGACCGGGUCUGCCCCCGUGGGUUCGGGUGCAUCGCCAUUCCCCCGGAUGGCACCCUCCUUGUCUGCGGAGGUCUGGUCUCCGACAUGGACUGCCCUCUCCACUUGGUAUUGAAGUAUGAGAUGUAUAAGAAUCGAUGGACCAUUAUGAGCAGGAUGCUCGCUGCCCGCUCGUUCUUUGCUGGUGGCGUGAUCAAUGGCAUGGUCUAUGUUGCUGGAGGUUACAGCAAGGACCAAUUUGAGCUCAAUUCAGCUGAGGUUCUCGAUCCCAUUAAGGGGAAUUGGCAGCCUGUUGCAAGCAUGGGAAUGAACAUGGUCUCCUAUGACUCCGCUGUGCUUAAUGAGAGGCUUUACACCACUGAAGGCUGUGUUUGGCCAUUCUUGUCUUCACCAAGGGGCCUGGUCUAUGAUCCGAAAACCGACCAUUGGGAGGAUAUGGCUGUUGGAAUGCGGGAAGGCUGGACAGGUUCAAGUGUGGUUGUUGAUGGGCAUCUGUUUGUAAUCUGUGAGUAUGAGCGGAUGAAGGUGAAGAUCUAUGAUGUUGACUCUGAUUCAUGGGACAUCGUUGAAAGCUCUCCCAUGCCUGAGCAAAUUCGCAAACCUUUCUCUGUGAAUUCCGUUGGUAAUAAGAUCUUUGUCAUUGGCAGAGGGCUUCAUGUUGCAGUUGGACAUGUAGAGAAGAAGAGUUGCACUGGUUCCAAUGGGAAGCGGAAGAAGCAGAGCUUUUCCAUUCAAUGGCAAGGCAUAGAUGUGCCACAAGAAUUUGGUGACUUGACACCCUCCAGUACUCAGGUUUUGUAUGCUUGAUCAUCUGUUUUGCUUACCAGUUUGGCACUGCUUAUGUCGUAUAGGAAAACUGAGAAGGCUUAACCCAAAAAUUGUAUGAUUUUAGCAUAUAUAGUUAGAUGUUGUAAUGAUCCAUAAGAGCACCUCUAGUACUUUGCUUCGUAUUUACUCUUUGAUUGUCAUUGUUGGACAUGUCAUUCAUCCUACUGAGGUGUGCUGUACUUCUAAAUCUCAUCAAUUGCUAAGCCAUGACCAUUAAUAUGUCUUGUUAA